AUGGGUCUUUGUUGUAGUUGCUUGGGAGACGCAAGCGAUGAUGCCAGCGUGCUUCCCAUCGCAGACAACGAGCGCGAAGCCGUAACCUCAUUACUGGGAUAUUUGGAGGACAAGGACCGGUUUGAUUUUUACAGUGGCGGUCCUCUUAAGGCUCUCACUACGCUGGUGUAUUCCGACAAUCUUAAUUUGCAGCGCAGUGCAGCACUGGCUUUUGCAGAAAUUACUGAAAAAUAUGUGCGCCCCGUUAAUCGCGAGGUCUUAGAACCCAUAUUGAUCUUGCUGCAAAGCAGUGACUCGCAAAUUCAGGUCGCAGCGUGUGCAGCUUUGGGUAACCUCGCUGUGAACAAUGAGAACAAAAUUCUAAUAGUGGAUAUGGGCGGACUUGAACCGCUAAUAACGCAAAUGAUGAGCAGUAACGUCGAAGUGCAAUGUAACGCGGUGGGAUGCAUCACUAACUUGGCUACGCAGGACGAUAACAAGGCCAAGAUCGCCACUUCUGGCGCACUCGUGCCUCUGACGAAACUUGCUAAGUCUAAAAACAUUCGAGUCCAAAGGAACGCCACUGGCGCUUUGCUCAACAUGACCCAUUCCGGCGAAAACAGACGCGAGCUUGUCAAUGCUGGUGCCGUUCCGGUUUUGGUCUCUUUGCUAUCUUCGGUGGAUGCUGACGUACAGUACUACUGUACUACGGCUCUCUCUAAUAUAGCAGUCGAUGAAUCAAACCGUAAAAAGCUCUCGCAAACGGAGCCUAGGUUGGUAGCAAAGCUGGUGGCGCUAAUGGAUUCUCCUUCUGCCAGGGUAAAAUGUCAGGCGACUUUGGCGUUGCGUAAUUUGGCUUCUGAUACCGGGUAUCAGUUAGAGAUUGUGCGUGCCGGAGGUUUGCCACAUUUGGCCAAACUAAUCCAGAGCGACUCUAUGCCACUCGUGUUGGCCAGUGUUGCAUGCAUCAGAAAUAUUUCCAUUCAUCCUCUAAACGAGGGUUUGAUUGUGGAUGCCGGAUUUUUGAAACCUUUAGUCAAGUUACUUGAUUUCAAAAGUUCCGAGGAGAUCCAGUGUCAUGCAGUCUCUACACUCAGAAAUCUGGCAGCUUCUUCCGAAAAAAACAGACGGGAGUUCUUUGAGAGCGGUGCAGUUGAAAAGUGUAAGGAGCUAGCCCUAGACUCGCCAAUGAGCGUUCAGAGCGAGAUUUCUGCUUGUUUUGCUAUUUUGGCUUUGGCAGAUAACUCUAAGAUCGAUCUGCUGGACUCCAAUAUCUUGGAAGCACUCAUCCCUAUGACAUUUUCCAAGAAUCAAGAAGUUUCCGGGAAUGCAGCUGCUGCGUUGGCCAACCUGUGCUCGAGAAUCAACGAUUACACCAGAAUUGCAGAAUCGUGGGAAAGACCAGGUGAUGGCAUCCGAGGAUUCCUGAUAAGAUUUUUGCGUAGCGAGUACCCAACUUUCGAACAUAUCGCGCUUUGGACUAUUUUGCAGCUACUGGAAAGCCACGAUGAGACUAUUCUCAAAUAUAUCAAGAACAACAAGGAGAUUGUCAAAAGCAUAAGGCAUUUGUCGGACGUGAAUUUCGAAAGCGCGCAGAAGGCGUCUGUGGCGAUGAACUCUCAAAGUGAAUCAGGGGCCGCCUCGGACCAGUUCGACAAUGCGAGUCUCGAACUCUACAACAUCACACAGCAAAUUCUUCAAUUCAUCGAUUAA
Molecule: messenger RNA, 1692 nt
Organism: Lachancea lanzarotensis
Lineage: Eukaryota; Fungi; Ascomycota; Saccharomycetes; Saccharomycetales; Saccharomycetaceae
Gene: VAC8
Product: LALA0S05e01046g1_1
Exons: 1
Coding region: 1-1692 (563 amino acids)
Biological process (GO): nucleus-vacuole junction assembly; vacuole inheritance
Cellular component (GO): fungal-type vacuole membrane
Molecular function (GO): protein-membrane adaptor activity; protein binding
Source: RefSeq, a predicted model, not a curated record